Molecule: messenger RNA, 969 nt
Organism: Homarus americanus (American lobster)
Lineage: Eukaryota; Metazoa; Arthropoda; Malacostraca; Decapoda; Nephropidae
Product: S-antigen protein-like
Exons: 1
Coding region: 1-969 (322 amino acids)
Source: RefSeq, a predicted model, not a curated record
AUGCCUCAUCGGCGACGUCGGGCGGGCAUCGUCGGGGACGACGGACCGGCAUCGUUAAGCGGCAACGGGUCUGGACACAUAUCGACGACGGACCGGGACACAUAUGCGACGACGGGCCAGGACACAUAUGCGACGGCGGGCCAUGCCUCAUCGGCGACAACGGGCCAUGCCUCAUCGCGGCGACGACGGGCGGGCAUCGUCGGGGACGACAGGCCGGGCAUCGUCGGCGACGACGGGUCUGGACACAUAUCGACGACGGACGGGACACAUAUCACGACGGCGCCAUGCCUCAUCGGCGACGUCGGGCCGGGCAUCGUCGGGACGACCCGGGCGAACGCCGUUGGCGACGACGGGUCUGGACACAUAUCGACGACGGACCGAGACACAUAUGCGACGACGGGCCGGGACAUAUGCGACGACGGGCCAUGCCUCAUCGGCGACAGCGGGCCAUGCCUCAUCAGCGACAGCGGGCGAGGCAUCGUCGGCGACAACAGUCUGGACACAUAUGCGACGACGGACCGGGACACAUAUGCGACGACGGGCCGGGACACAUAUGCGACGACGGGCCAUGCCUCAUUGGCGACAACGGGCCAUGGCUCAUCGGCGACGACGGGCCGCAUCGCCGGGCGACGACGGGUCUGGACACAUAUGCGACGACGGACCAGGACACAUAUGCGACGACGGCCGACACACAUAUGCGACGACGGGCCAUGCCUCAUCGGCGACAACGGGCCAUGCCUCAUCGGCGACAACGGGCCAUGCCUCAUCGGCGACGACGGGCGGGCAUCGCCGACGACGGGCCGGGCAUCGUCGGCGCACGACGGUCUGGACACAUAUGCGGCGACGACCGACACAUAUGCGACGACGGGCCACUCAUCGGCGACGUCGGCCGGGCAUCGUCGACGACGGGCCGGGCAUCGUAUGGACGACGGGUCUGGACACAUAUGGCGAACGGACCGGGACAUAUGA